Messenger RNA from Thermothelomyces thermophilus ATCC 42464, 1871 nucleotides. RefSeq lists its product as uncharacterized. Gene Ontology annotation, biological process: polysaccharide biosynthetic process. NCBI's taxonomy places the organism in Eukaryota, Fungi, Ascomycota, Sordariomycetes, Sordariales, Chaetomiaceae. Gene Ontology annotation, cellular component: membrane. The coding region runs from base 314 to 1759 and encodes 481 amino acids. The transcript has 3 exons. Gene Ontology annotation, molecular function: acyltransferase activity, transferring groups other than amino-acyl groups. The record is from RefSeq and is a predicted model, not a curated record.
UUCCAACGAGGAGAGUAACCCUCAGUCACUUCGUCGCCGUCGCGCUAGACACCCACGCUCUUUUUACCAUUCCAUUCCACUCGCUUGAUGCCCAGCCAUCGAUAGCAUCUCUCGCUUCAGACCCGAAUUUUCUUCACAACGUUUCGCCCUCGUCGAGGCUUCCAAGGUUGCUUGCAUCCGAUCUCAAUAGGGCGAGAGCGUGAUCCAACACCCAUCAGUAUUUUCGUCACACCUUUUCCCCUUUCCCUUCGUUCCCCUUCCUCGGCAUUGUUUCUUGUCGGAUUAGUUUGAAGGUCCUGUUGGACAGGCGACCAUGAGCGCAAGACCGAAUCAACGAAACAUUAAGUGGGUUGAGGGCCUCCGAGGCGUGACCUCUGUCCUCGUAAUCGUCACCCACAUCGCGAGAGCAUUCGAUUACGCGCUCUUCUUUCCCGCCGACUCGAAGGAUGGUGCACCGAGGCUGUUGCAGCUGCCAUACCUGCGCAUUCCGUGGCAGGGCCGCAUCGGCGUACCCAUCUUUGCCUUUUUGACGGGUUUCGUGUGCGCAUACAAGCCCCUCAAGCUCGCGUACCAGCAAAACAAUGCCCCUGCCGCGCUCAAGUCGGUCGCUCGCAGCGCCUUCCGGCGCCCGCCGCGACUCGUGCUGCCGGCCCUCAUCGCCACCUUCAUCAGCUUCGUCAUGUCGGUCUUGGGCGGUUACAAGGCGGCGAACCAUUGUGACUCGCAUUGGGUGCGCUUCGACGCGCCGGACCCACUUCCGUUUAGGGAGAACGUUAAGAGGCUGUUCACGACAUCGCUCACCACUUGGACCAACACGGAGAAUCUCUACGACAGGCACCAGUGGGCGAUGCGUCCCCUGCUGGUCGGCGCGUUCCAGGUCUACAUUGUGCUGGCGGCUACCAUUGGGAUGCGGUUCAAGUAUAGGAUGCUUGUGCAUGUUAUGCUGAUCCUGUACUGGCUGCUGAACCACAACCGCUUGACAGAAACCUUUGGCGCCAUGCUCGCUCUUGGAACCCUUCUCGCGGAGCUGUCGCAGCACCGGCCGACCCAACAACUCCUCACCAACCACCAAAAGCUCUGUACGUACGUUCUGUCACCCCUGAUUUUCCUCAUUGGCGGCUACGUCGGCUCGUACCCUGCCGAACACGAAGACUGGGCUCCCUGGUCUCUGCGCCUUAACCACUUCCUCACCAACCCGGUCGGCGACCACCGCAACGGCAGCUUCAUUGUCCCGAACGGCACCGACAUACUGCGGCGGACUUCCUCCUUCUUCAUCAUGUGCACGGCCGUGUCUCUGUUCCUCUCCCCGGCCCUCCAGAAGUUGCUCUCGCACCGCCUGCUCAUUUGGCUGGGACACCACUCGUUCGCCGUCUACCUCGUGCACGGCACAAUCCUGCGUACUGUUGGUAUCUGGAUCGUCUACGGCAUCAGCGGUGAGCCGUUCGUGCCCGGAGGGAAGAACGAGGACGGAUCCAACCGCGACCCGAUCUAUGUCAAGCCCAAGGGCCGCACGCACAAGAUGGUGGCUAUUGUGGUGUUCACCACUCUGACCUACAUUGCUGCCUGGGCAUGGAUGAAGUGGGUGGACACUAGCUGCGCGCGGGCCACGCAGUGGCUGGAGGAGAAGGUGUUUGAUGAUGAGGACAACGAAGGCAAGGCCGGGUUGGCGGAGAAGGGGUACGCGAACGGCCAUGCAAACGGCGGCGUGCCGCCCCCCAGGUCACAUCAAGAAGGCGAGAGGUCGCAGCCUCCUCCCUAAAGUUCCGUCUCGGACGGUUGAGGCUGGUCAGGGCCGAGAGCGGUGAAACAAGCCUCCGCCGACAUUGGGUCUGGGGAGCACAGACCCAAUGCUCAAACGUCUCUCUACGUCG